Hordeum vulgare subsp. vulgare (domesticated barley) is the source of this 622-nucleotide messenger RNA. RefSeq names its product late embryogenesis abundant protein 6-like. Bases 100 to 453 code for a protein of 117 amino acids. Lineage: Eukaryota; Viridiplantae; Streptophyta; Magnoliopsida; Poales; Poaceae. The record is from RefSeq and is a predicted model, not a curated record. Gene Ontology annotation, biological process: embryo development ending in seed dormancy. The transcript has a single exon.
AAUCACAAGCUCCAAACGAACACAGGAAGCCAAUCGAGAGUCACAUCGGCUAUCAGCAAGUAGGAGAAGGAAGAACCAGCUGCUUGAUCGAAGAAGAAGAUGCAGGCGGCGAAGGAGAAGGUGAAGGACGGCGUGAGCGCGGUGAAGGCCAAGACCAAGAUCACGCAGGCCAAGGCGUCGGAGAAGGCGGAGGCGGCCACGGCGAGGUCGCACGCGGAGCGGGAGCUGGCGCACGAGCGCGGCAAGGCCAAGGUGGCCGCGGCAAAGAUGGAGCUGCACCAGGAUAAGGCGCUCCAUCGGGAGGAGGCCAUGGAGCACCGCAUCCACAAGCACGGUGGCGGCCAUGGCCGCCACCACCACAAGCACGGCGUCGGCAUCGUGGCCGCGCCCCCGCCGGCUACUGGGGCCGGGGGGUACUACCCUCCUCCUGCCGCCGGUGGCCAGUACUACUAAUCAGCUAAGCAGCUCGAUCGCUAGCUAGAUGGAUACAUGCGCUGCGUGUGUGAUGUGAUUCCGAUAGCUAAUAAGUCUCUACUUUGUACUGUUUGUCUUUGACUUACACAUGCGUGCUUUUUAAUUUCGCACUUGGCUGGAGAUGAGGUCUGUAUGUAUGUAUGUUGUA